This is a messenger RNA of Thamnophis sirtalis, 2870 nucleotides long. RefSeq names its product praja ring finger ubiquitin ligase 2 (gene PJA2). Lineage: Eukaryota; Metazoa; Chordata; Lepidosauria; Squamata; Natricidae. Gene Ontology annotation, molecular function: ubiquitin protein ligase activity. Gene Ontology annotation, cellular component: nucleus. The record is from RefSeq and is a predicted model, not a curated record. Gene Ontology annotation, biological process: ubiquitin-dependent protein catabolic process.
CGUCUCUGUGUGUAUGUGCGUGUGUGUGUUGCGACUGCCGCUGGUGGUGCCCUCUCGGCCUUUGGCUUGGGAAGCGGGUUUCAUGGACAAAUAAAAUGAUAGAUCAAAUGGACAGACAGAUGGCAGAAAGAGACAUACUGGGAAAAUAUGGCUCAGACUGAAGUACUUUCUUACAGGACCCUGCUGAAUUUGAUGGGUCAGGAAGCUGGAAAACCCACAUGGCCAAAACCAACAGGAGGCUAUCAAACUAUUACAGGGAGAAGAUAUGGAAGAAGACAUGCCUAUGUCAGUUUUAGACCAUCUCUGAUGAAUCAAGAAAGAUAUUCAAACCAACAGACAGAAGAAUGUGAAGGAUUAGAACUAGACAGUGUUCUAAAAGAAAAUUUAUUGUGUUCCAGUCCACAUGUUCCCGUAUGUUCUCCAUUGGUAGAUGCACCAUUAUUACCAAAUAUUGGAUCAGAAGAACCUGCUUGUGAAGCUGAUUCUAACCACGCUAUCACCAUAGAUACUUCCAUGUUUUCUCCAACGUGCUACAAUUUGUGUGAUCACCAAAAUGUUGCCAACAAUGAGAAUUCUAAUGACAAUGUGGAGUCUACUUCUGAAGAGUGCAAUAAUCUUCAUGGCCAGAAUGGAAUAGCCUUUGUAAACAUUGACUCUUAUGAACCAGACAGCAGUGAUGGAGAGGAAGAUAGUUUCCAAAAUGCUAUCACAUUAGCUAAAGAAGAAACAGGACUGUUUCAAGAAAAACUGGACAAUAUGCUUUCUAGGUUAGAAAAAGAUAUGGACUCCUUCAGUGAUCUGCAGUCACAUCUGCCUAGUUUCAGUCAUAAUACCAUAAGUAAAAGUUUUGAAGAUCUUAGACUAGUGCCUUUUAGAAGACUUUCUAGCAUAGAAUCAGAUACUGUUUAUCAAAACAAGUCACUUUCGAAAAUAUCUAAUGAUGAAACUUUAGCAAAAAGUAACCUUAUUUCUUAUGAUUUAGAACAGAAAAACAGUACAGUUGAGCCUACAAUUAGGACACAUGUUGGAAUUUGUAAUGCACUGAGUACUACAAGCAUGAAAGUGGACCAAGAGAAUUCAGCUGAAUUGGUAGUAAGACCCAAAGUUAGAAAACAGAAUCCUGUUAGUGAGAUUGAUAAAAAACAGUCUGUAAUGAAUGAAGAGGAAGAAAAAAGAAGUAGUAAAAUGUGGACUGAUAAUGUGGAUGAUCAGCCAUGCAAUGCUGAAAUUAUCUCAAAGCAUAGUAAAGAAAAAAAAUCUAAUAUCAUUUUUGACCCCAAAGAGUAUGAAUUGGCUGAAAAGAAAGUAAAAAAUGAACCAAGGAAACACAAUACAAGUCUUCAAGAAAAAAGUAAAAUAGAUGAUAGUGCUUUUUGGGAUGAAUUUGAAGAUUGUGGUAUAAAUCUAUCUAAUUCCAACAAAGAUGAAGAUGACAGCUCAGAAUGCAGUGAUGGUGAAUGGUCUGCAUCCCUGCCUUCUUACUUUUCUGUGACUGUGAAAGAUCAGUCCUCCAGUGAUGAAAGCUGGGAGACACUUCCAGGCAAAGAGGAACAGGAACCUGAAGAGCAGAGUGAUAGCAGUGGUGUGGAAGAGGAACAUAAUGAUUUUGGUUUCCAAUCACGGGAACAGACUUCUCUAGAGGAUGGAGAGAUUCCUUGGUUGCAAUACCAUGAAGAAAUCGAAAGUAGCAGUGAUGAAGAAAAUGAUCAAGCUAGCCAUUUUGUUCAUCCUGGCUUUUUUAUGUUAGAUGGGAACAACAAUCUAGAAGAUGAUUCCAGUAUGAGUGAAGACCUAGAUGUUGAAUGGAGGCUACUUGAUGAAUUUGGGGAUGGUCUUGGGGUUGCUCAAGCAAUUUCGUAUGUGGAUCCCCAGUUCCUUACUUAUAUGGCCUUGGAAGAACGAUUGGCACAGGCUAUGGAGGUAACAAGCAUGUUCAUGGAAAUGACUUAUCAGCGUCUACAGACUGCGCUGGCACAUCUAGAGUCUCUUGCAAUUGAUGUUGAGCAGGCUCAUCCACCAGCUAGUAAAGAGAGCAUAGAUUGUCUGCCACAAAUUAUUAUUACAGAAGAUCACAACGCUGUAGGGCAAGAGCAGUGUUGUGCUAUUUGCUGUAGUGAGUACAUCAAAGAAGAAAUUGUAACAGAGCUUCCAUGUCGCCACUUCUUUCACGUGACAUGCAUAACACUUUGGUUACAAAAGUCUGGAACAUGUCCUGUGUGCCGCCAUGUGCUUCCUCCUGGGCUCUCAGAGUCAGCCGCUCCCAUAUUCACCUUCUUGCCCGAGCAGGAUUCUACUCCUUCAGUGCAGAGUGCCUCGGGAACACAAUAAAGGAAUACCUGAACAAGAAUUAGCCCAUCACAUUGUACUGUAAAGUUCUUUUAUUUAAUGAUAACAUGAAAUUGGUUUUGUAUGUGCGCCUGUGUAUGUGGCAUACUGUACACGCAUACACAAAAACAUGUAGAAAUUCCAACACACACAUUUUGCAAGAAUAUGCGAGCUUACAAAAUGGUUUAGAAUUAUAAAAAGAAUAACAGACUGAAAAACAAAAAGGUUGCACUAGUUUUCUGCGAUAAACAUUGCUCUUUACUAAAGUCUAAUGGUAAUGAUUCAGUUUGUCUUGAAAAAUGAUCAUUAAUGUGGCACUUAUAUUCAAAGUAAUGCAGCUGCAGUGCAGUUGGAGCUUACACACGUUAUGCAUAUGAUAUGUUUUACAUAAUAUAAUUUUGGAGGCUGGGUUUUUUCUUUUAAAAUAGUGCCACUUAAUUACUUUGUAUAUAACUCUUUCAUAUUUGCAUCAAAUGUGAAGAUGUUCUGUGAUAACAUCAGUAACAUACUUUGGUUUCACUGAAAAUAAACAGCAUAUAAUCAAA